Messenger RNA from Cylindrotheca closterium, 900 nucleotides. The record is from the annotation of a GenBank genome assembly. Lineage: Eukaryota; Bacillariophyta; Bacillariophyceae; Bacillariales; Bacillariaceae.
AUGACUGAACCUUUGUACUCCGACUUCAAUGGCCCCAAUGCCGAAAGUAACAGCCAAGCAUUGCUUCGUGGUCUCUAUGAAGGCGAGACAGCGGAUCCUUACCUGGUGUCAUUCCUGGACCAUUGCCAACGGCCGGAGGGCUUGGAAGACCAACCCCUGAAAGUGGAUCUGGAGGACCAUGUUAGCUUCUGGCAAACCAGGCGAGAUUCGGGUGGACCUCAUGAGCUCGAUCCAAAUGAUGAAUUCGGAGCUGCAGGCCAACAACAAGAGAGUGGGGAAGUGGGCCAUGGCCUAUGCAGAGCAGCACAACUUGAUCCCAAAGGGCGUCACCAGGCCAUUGAUCUGGCCCUGACGAAGCAUCUCACUUGGGACCUCUUGCAUCUUCAACGCCGCCCGGCCGGGUGGAUCUUUAACAAUGCCAAGUCCUGCUUUGACCGGAUUGUUCACAGGGUGGCAAUCAUAAGCCUCAUGCGCUUUGGGAUUCAAUGGCGGACCCUUCGCUCCAUGUUUGAUACACUGAUGAAGUCUAAACACCGGGUGCGCACGGGGUUUGGCGAUUCAGACCGUGUCUUUACCCCUCCGACCCUGAUUCCAUUUCAAGGAUGUGGACAAGGCAAUGGGGCAGGACCUCCUAUCUGGGUUGCAAUUAGCUCCAUUCUGUUGGGGAUGAUGAUUAGCAAAGGCUUUGGCUUUGACUUUCUGAUGUCAAUCUCUUGGGCUCCGCUCUUGGCCGAUUGCUUUUGUUUCGUCGAUGACACUGAUGUCUGCCAAGCGGCACCGUCUCCUGAUCAGUCUAGGGAAUCUAUCGUCCCAGAGGUGGCCAACGCACUGCAAUGGUGGUCCCACGGCGUCCGCCUGACUAGUGGCGCAUCCGACCAGAUAAAUCCUUUUGGUAUCUGA